Molecule: messenger RNA, 1080 nt
Organism: Microthlaspi erraticum
Lineage: Eukaryota; Viridiplantae; Streptophyta; Magnoliopsida; Brassicales; Brassicaceae
Source: the annotation of a GenBank genome assembly
AUGGUCAGGAUCAUUCCCAUGGCGGCGUCCUCCAUCCGACCUUCCUUAGUCUGCCUCUCCGCCGCAUCUCCUCGCUUCCCCGCUUCCCUCCUCUCCUCUCGGAAUCUCUCUUACUCCCAUGUUGUUGUUCCUCAAUCAAAGCUCCUCUGUGGUGUAAACACUCAUAACCUGUUGAGAAGAGGUGUCAAGUGUUUAGGAGUAGCUGAAUCUGGAAAUGCAGCUCAAGCGAGCACAUCGUCUACUACUCAAGAAGACGAUCUUCUCAAGUUUGUGAAAGACGACAACAGAAGAAUGCUUCACGUUGUUUAUCGUGUUGGUGAUUUGGACCGCACCAUUAAAUUCUACACUGAAUGUCUUGGAAUGAAGCUUCUACGCAAGCGUGAUAUACCUGAAGAGAAGUAUACAAAUGCUUUCCUUGGUUAUGGACCUGAAGAUUCACAUUUCGUCAUCGAGCUCACUUACAAUUAUGGAGUUGAUAAGUAUGACAUUGGAGCUGGUUUUGGCCACUUUGGUAUUGCUGUAGACGAUGUGGGGAAGACUGUGGAGCUUAUAAAAGCCAAAGGAGGGAAAGUAACAAGAGAGCCUGGUCCUGUCAAAGGUGGUAAAACUGUGAUUGCGUUCAUUGAAGAUCCUGAUGGUUACAAAUUUGAGCUCUUGGAAAGAGGUCCUACACCAGAGCCUUUCUGCCAAGUUAUGCUCCGUGUUGGUGAUCUCGACAGGUCCAUAAAGUUCUAUGAGAAGGCUUUUGGAAUGGAACUUCUGCGCACAAGAGACAAUCCAGAGUACAAGUACACAAUAGCUAUGAUGGGAUAUGGUCCUGAAGAUAAAUCUGCAGUACUAGAGCUGACGUAUAACUACGGUGUCACUGAAUAUGACAAAGGAAAUGCUUAUGCUCAGAUUGCGAUAGGGACGGAUGAUGUGUACAAAACCGCAGAGGCUGUGAAACUCUUUGGAGGAAAGAUCACCAGAGAGCCUGGUCCUUUACCAGGUUUAAGCACGAAGAUCACCGCGUGUUUGGAUCCCGAUGGUUGGAAGUCGGUAUUUGUGGACAACAUUGAUUUUCUCAAAGAGCUGGAGUGA